UGCACAUCUAAUUUAGCAUAACAGCAUGAUAAUUACUGUAUAGAACGUUCAUAAUGAAAUUCAGGAUUGAGUGACUUAGAAUGAUAAAUGGGAAAACUCUGCAAAGAUGGCUGACAUUCCGCAACAUGUAUAUCAUCAUAACAAACAUCAUCUUCUUGGUGGCCCUAAUCCUUAGGUUCAGGGCCCACAUGGACAACCAGUGCAGGAGGGGGUGUGCUUACUAUGAAAACCAGAUGGCCUUCAUUGGAUCAUGUUUAUGGGCUGUAGCUGCUCUGAUGACCUUUCUCCGAACUAUACAGAUUGGAUUAAUGUGGAGGCAGACGGGUCCGAUCAUCAUCAGUAUGACGUAUAUGAUCAUAGACGUCUUGGUGUUCCUGUUCAUCUUCGUAAUUGUUUACAUCAGCUUUACACUCUGUACCGUCUACAUAUAUAAUGUUUAUGGAUCAAAUCAAACAACUCACUUCAACACUCACAAAUCCGCUUUCAAGCUCUUCUACUGGACAAUGAUUAGGACUGGUAAUCCUCACUUUCCUAACAUUAGAGAUUUCAACGCUUCACUUCAAUCCUACAAUUCAUCUUGUGUAGCCAACAUUAUACAGGCUAUAAUAGCUAAAUAA
Molecule: messenger RNA, 617 nt
Organism: Eurytemora carolleeae
Lineage: Eukaryota; Metazoa; Arthropoda; Copepoda; Calanoida; Temoridae
Exons: 7
Coding region: 81-617 (178 amino acids)
Biological process (GO): calcium ion transmembrane transport; regulation of cytosolic calcium ion concentration; manganese ion transport
Cellular component (GO): cation channel complex; membrane
Molecular function (GO): store-operated calcium channel activity; inositol 1,4,5 trisphosphate binding
Source: RefSeq, a predicted model, not a curated record